AGGGGCAGGGUUACAGCAUGGAUUACAGACGGAGGUAUAAAAGCAGGAAGAGCGAGAGGAGCUGUGAGUGUCUGGGUGCUCUGCUGCGUGUGUUUAGGUGUCACCUGAUUAAAACAGCUAUGGCGCUCUGGCUGCUGCCCAACUGAACGUGGGUGUGCCGCAAUGAUGUCUGACUUCUACCUUGCAGAAGAUACAUUUAAAACUUGCUGUAUAGAAUUUGUGAAACAUUCCCAAAAUAUAGCAGAUGGGUGGGAAUGGAAAAGUUUAAAGGGAACAGAUGAAGGCUACAUGUGUAAAGUCUGCUGCCAGUCAAGGCCUAAAAGUAUAAUAUCAUCUGAAAGGAAAGAAACUGAUGAAGAUGAAAGGACUUCAGUUGUUAGUGAAACAGACAUUUACAAUGAAGAUUUUGAUGUCUCUCUUGUACCUCAGCUUACUCAAGAGUCGGAGGUGAUUCACUACGAGUACCAUGUCUUGUACUCUAUCAGCUACCAGGCUCCAGUGCUAUAUUUUAGGGCAAGCUUUCUAGAUGGAAAGCCACUAACACUUGAUGAGAUAUGGGCAAGGGUCCAUGACUGCUUCAGACCGAGCCUUCUACAAGGGCCUUGGGAGACAAUUACACAGCAAGAACAUCCAAUUCUGGGACAGCCAUUUUUUGUUCUUCAUCCUUGUCGGACCAAUGAAUUCAUGUCAACACUUCAGGGAAGCAGUGGCAGAGAUGGAAAUUACAUUGUAUCAUGGUUAAGUACAGUAGGACCUGUUGUUGGACUAUAUCUGCCACUAAGCUAUGGAAAGAACGUGUAAAGGUCUAUGGCCAAGUCAUCUUCUGACAAGGAGUGGUGAGCAACGAGUAUCUUAUGGACUGCAUUGUUGUUCAAGCCAUUAUACUGCUUUAAACUGUUGGACUGUUUAUACUGCCCCUAAACUAUAUUGUGGGGGCUGACAAAGAGCAUGCCCAGUUGGAAUCUAAGACCCUUCAGUAAGAAUGGUGGUCUUGGUAUCAAUGAUGGCAUCAUUAUGUCCUCAGUGUCAUGUAUUUUCAGUCUUCAAGUCCACAGUUUAUUUAGACAAGGAUGCAAAACUGGUUGUUCAGCUGCCACUAACAGCACCCUGUGUACAGCCAAAGGCCACAGCGGGUCUGUUCUUCAUCUGGAGGGCUGCCAUUUGCCUAACUGUUAUCUAAUGGAGCAAGGUCUUUAUGUAGAUCUGCAGCUGCUCCCAAACCACAGCCCUCACCAUCACGGUGACUAUGUAGGGACUUGCAGCUCUAAAACAGUGGGAGAACUACAAGUUAUCGCUGCCUUAAAGUUUACUGGAAAUGAGCCAUGUGGCAUAUAACACUGAAGAAAAUCCCUUUGCAAUAAAUGCAUAACUAAUUGUUAAGUAAUAAAGUUUACAGAAAUGUG
This is a messenger RNA of Xenopus tropicalis (tropical clawed frog), 1403 nucleotides long. It is a transcript of the gene atg10, whose product is annotated as autophagy related 10. The transcript has 8 exons. Gene Ontology annotation, molecular function: ubiquitin-like protein transferase activity. The record is from RefSeq and is a predicted model, not a curated record. NCBI's taxonomy places the organism in Eukaryota, Metazoa, Chordata, Amphibia, Anura, Pipidae. Bases 163 to 801 code for a protein of 212 amino acids.